Messenger RNA from Rhipicephalus sanguineus (brown dog tick), 1508 nucleotides. RefSeq lists its product as uncharacterized. The coding region runs from base 144 to 1304 and encodes 386 amino acids. NCBI's taxonomy places the organism in Eukaryota, Metazoa, Arthropoda, Arachnida, Ixodida, Ixodidae. The record is from RefSeq and is a predicted model, not a curated record. The transcript has 8 exons. Gene Ontology annotation, molecular function: calcium ion binding.
CGCGUCAAACAGCCGUAGAAGAUGCACCCUCACGAGCAUCGCCAAGCGCGUGCUUUUUAAUUCGGCCGUGUUGUGCGUUCAGUCGGCGGCGUUUAAAUGCCAGCUCGAGGAACCUAGCACAAAUUUAAAACCAAAGCUAGUUCAUGGAUUAUGGUAGACGAACGCCCAUAGCGCAGAAUUCGCGAGCUCAAGCCCUGCGGUGCUGGACGACUCGGAACCUCCAGUGCGGUCACUGCUGUCACUUGCCAGUCAUGGCUGGAGAUGUGACGCAUCCAAAGCACGGCGUGAACAGCGUCUUCUCACGGCGGGACAUCGAAAUCUUCGAGCGUUGGUUCAGGUGUGGGGAUCCAAAGGAAACUGGCCAUCUGGAUGCGGAAGGUCUCAAACGCCUGUGGACAAGUCUUCAAAUGGACGUAACGCAGAUGUCUGCCAAGUGGUUAAUUGCCCUAGCAGACGACAACAGGAAUGGGAAGCUCAACUUUGGAGAGUUCCUAUACCUGUGGAUGAUGGCGGCUGAAAAUUCCGAGUUCCAGUCAACACCUGAAGGGCAGGCCAUGCUGCGAACCAUGCAAGCGUUUGAAAUUUAUCCUGUUGCUUCUGACAAAAAGCCCAGCACCUGCUACACUUUAAACCCAUGGGUACGAUCAAGAUUUCUUGACCAAGGAGAUGAAGGGCGACCCCUUGACGUAAAACUGCCUCAAUCUCGGAUUCAAGAAGCACGAGAACUAUGCGAAGGAGCUGCUAAGCAGCGGGCAGCAUUCAUAGCUCAGGCAAAGUCACUUUACGAAGGAAGCACUCGACUGCAGCACAAGGUCCACGCAGAACGCCGAGCGGAAUUCAUCAAAUGGGCACGCACGACUUUUGAAGACGACAAAGUCGUGCAGAAGAACCUCCCAGACCAAAACGAGCACGAGGAACAAAUUACGUACCAUGACGCAUCCGUAUGCCCGGUGAUGAACAAGUCAACCCCUGCUAUCAGCGAGUUCUCGCUGGACCAGUGUUCCUUUCUGGCAGACUGGUUUCACAGAUGGGAUAUGAACAAGGAUGGCUUGCUUGAUGGGCAUGAAAUCCAGAACAUGUUUCAAUGCCUGCGAAUUCCCAUCAGCCCAAGUGGCUUGCAUGCUAUCGUCCAAUACUUUGACGAGGACAUGGACGGAAAACUCAACUUCCGCGAGUUCUUGCUCAUGUGGCGUGCAGCGAUAUACGACCCAGACUUUCAACGCACCGCCGAGGGGUGCAAGAUGGUCAAGCACAUGCGAAUCCACAACUUGCUACCCUACCAAGCAAAGAAGCCAGCAUGGUGACCACGAGCGUGCCACCGGAGAAGCGUCACACGACGAGAAAGAAACGAGACGACAGAGACCGUUUUUUUUUUCAUUUGUUACACCUCCUCGUUUUUAUUUACGUUACUAAUAACUUAUGUGUAUCACUGCUCUGCGUGGUAUGGACAAAAAAGAAAUUAAAAAUAAAAACAUGAGAAGAAACGGGAUAAAAAGGGGGAAGAAAAA